Phragmites australis (common reed) is the source of this 1087-nucleotide messenger RNA. Its product is annotated as RNA-binding protein CP29B, chloroplastic-like. The transcript has 4 exons. Gene Ontology annotation, molecular function: mRNA binding. Gene Ontology annotation, cellular component: cytosol. NCBI's taxonomy places the organism in Eukaryota, Viridiplantae, Streptophyta, Magnoliopsida, Poales, Poaceae. The record is from RefSeq and is a predicted model, not a curated record. The coding region runs from base 89 to 901 and encodes 270 amino acids.
CCUCGCUCCACCCAGUCCCACCUCCCUUCACCUCCAGCUCUCCAAGCCCGAAACCUUAUCUCCAAAUCCUCAUCCCAUCCCGAGCGUCAUGGCGGCCGCGCUCUUCUCCACCUCGCUCUCGCCCCGGUUCCUCGCCCUAUCCUCUCCCAAGCUCGCCCCCCUCCCCUGCAGGUUGCCACUGCCUCCGCGCGCUGUGCUGGCGUCGUCCGAGCUGGCGACGCCGCCGCGGCGGCGGUUCUUCGCGCCCGUGGCCGUCGCGGUGUCGUCGGACUACGAGACCGAGGGCGCGGAGCAGGAGGAGGGAGCCGAGGAGUUCUCCGAGGACCUGAAGCUGUUCGUCGGCAAUCUGCCGUUCAGCGUCGACAGCGCGCAGCUCGCAGGGCUCUUCGAGCAGGCCGGCUCCGUCGAGAUGGUCGAGGUUGUAUAUGAUAGAAUGACUGGACGAAGCCGUGGAUUUGGAUUCGUGACAAUGUCUUCAGCUGAAGAAGCCGGAGCUGCUGUCGAGCAAUUCAACGGUUAUACAUUCCAAGGCCGACCUCUGAGAGUAAACUCAGGGCCGCCGCCGCCUAGAGAUGACUCCGCACCAAGAGCACCAAGGGUUGGUGGUGGUGGUGGCGGCGGCGGCAGCAGCUUCGAUUCGGCGAACAAGCUCUACGUGGGGAACCUCUCGUGGGGAGUUGACAACUCGACACUGGAGAACCUGUUCAGCGAGCAAGGGCAGGUGCUUGAUGCUAAGGUCAUCUACGACAGGGAGAGCGGCAGGUCAAGGGGGUUUGGUUUUGUCACCUAUGGCUCUUCUGAGGAGGUCAACAAUGCCAUAUCGAACCUUGAUGGCAUCGACUUGGAUGGCAGGCAGAUCCGAGUUACAGUUGCAGAAUCUAAGCCGAGGCGUCAAUUUUGAAAUCACAAUAUGUUGGUUUAUAGAGGUUAAUAAUGUGCUUGGCCAUGUGUUAGUUCCUAGCUUCUAUUCUUGCCUCCAUAUGAGUUAAAAGAAGAUGCAGUCAAUGAGAGAUUGGAAGUGAAACUGCUGUAUACGGGAAGAUUUUUCCCAGCUCUGCAAUGCAAUGCACACACCCUCUUAUGCUCA